AUGGCAGUCUCGACUAAUGCGCCUGUGUUGACAACCGCUGCAGCAGCAUCCAAUGAGACUCCCAGCAGCGACAGUGCCAAUCCAGUCAAGGACUCGGAGGUCCAGGAUCCCCCAGAUGGUGCAGAUAUCCGUCGUCAAGUGGAGUUCUAUUUCUCCGAUGAGAACCUUCGCUAUGACUUGCACAUGCUGCAAAACUGUGGUGGACGUGCCAACAACCCUGUGUCAAUCAACCGUCUCUGCGGUUUCGGGAAGAUGCGACAGUUCAAGCCCAAGAGCAAGGUCCCUAUAGCCCUUCGGUUAAGCGCCUUUCUGGAAGUAACCGAUGACGGAAAACAAGUCAAGCGCAGGGUGCCUUUGCAGGGCAAGUGCCUCCUAGAUCCUGACUUUGAUGACGACCCUGAUUUCGCCUACGAUGAGCGUGUGCAGAAGAAACCCAUCCAGAAGCCGGCCCAGUUUCCUGUACCGCCCCUGCCCCAAGAGAAGACAAAGUACCCCAAUGGCCUCUCCAAAAACAUGCUCAAACCCACCGGAUUCGAGGAAGGCUUUGUUGAGCUUGCCCUUACACCCAACGAAGCUGAAGUCGAGGAAGAAAUGUACAGCCCGGACAAGCACUUCGUUGAGCGUUACGAGAUUGCUAUCCAGCGUUUCAAGCAGAAAGCGUCGUCAUCGUGGUACCCUACUCAUUACAGCUAUGGUGUGGAGAGCACCAAGAACGCUUGCCAAGUGCCGCGCUCGUUCUUCAGAUACCUUCGCUACCACAGUGUCUGCCCUGAGUACGAUGACCAGCUUGCCGCCGCCCUGAAGAUCUGCGACCUCGCCGAGAAAGAGCUCCCUAAAGUCAAUGACAUCAUCAUCGCUAUGCCGGGAGACUUCAACAAGUCUGCGAGUGUUGUCUUUGGCGGCGCUCAAGCUGACAUUUACCUUGGCAACAAGCCUUGGGCUCAGGCAUUCAAGGAGGAAGGCGUAGACAUCGAAGAAAUUGGCAUGCGGGACGAAGAGGCAAGGGUCAAGUUCAGGACUGGCAUUGCUGUUCUGGGCUCUGAUGAGCAGUUCGAUAUGCUCGAGGGCGGUAGCCUAAAUGUGCUCAGCAAGGUAUCUGCAUGUCUUGAAGUCACCGCUAUCCAACUCCCGACCGAGGAAACCAAGAUCAAAUAUGAUGAGAUGAACCGGAUGAAUAGCAAGCUCAUUCUCAAGCCUCUGGGAAAGCUCAUUUGUAAGGAUUACGAGUUCUGGCUAGAAGAAGACAUUCUGGAGGAUUGCUUCAUCGGCCUCAAGAUAAACGCAGACAUUCUCGUACUCCCAGGUCUGACUAUCCUCGACGAGGUCAAGGACUGUAUGUGUAGCUUCUACACUUGGAUUCCUAACGAGCUCGGAAUGCCCAAGGAAGUACGGUGGAGGGAGGAUGCGGUAUAA
Molecule: messenger RNA, 1413 nt
Organism: Pyrenophora tritici-repentis Pt-1C-BFP
Lineage: Eukaryota; Fungi; Ascomycota; Dothideomycetes; Pleosporales; Pleosporaceae
Source: RefSeq, a predicted model, not a curated record